Messenger RNA from Monomorium pharaonis (pharaoh ant), 3749 nucleotides. RefSeq lists its product as uncharacterized. Lineage: Eukaryota; Metazoa; Arthropoda; Insecta; Hymenoptera; Formicidae. The coding region runs from base 352 to 3579 and encodes 1075 amino acids. The transcript is spliced from 3 exons. The record is from RefSeq and is a predicted model, not a curated record.
AUUAUAAUCGAAUAUGAGAAGAAUAAUCGAAUAUAAUUGGUUAAUUCCUUAUGGCAUAGGUGAAGGCCCUUAUGCCGACAUGCGAAAAGGUUAUGCUACGUAACCUUACGUGAUCGUCUGACGUGCAAUCGGUUCGAAUUUCGAAUCUACGACGUAUUUGUGCGGCUGGAGGUAGAAAUUGCGCGGGUUCUUGCGACGUAACGAUGAAAUAAUCAUGUUUCGAUUAGUUCGAGAGCAGUUUGUGGCUCUAAAACUUCAAGCGUUCUCAAACGGCUUUGAAUUGUAGAUAGAAACCGCAUAAAGAUAAAAAUUUAGUUGUCUUCAUCAUAUAAUUGUUUCUUUCCCGUAAACAUGGCUAAGAGGAAGAGCUUCAAUCGAAUACACGGACGAAACUCCAGGCAUAGAUCCAACGACUCUUUUGGUUCCGGAUUUCUCGAUCCGGAUACAAACAUCGUGGAUGAAGGACGAACAUUCUGGUGGAACAACUUGGAGGAGGAUACAUCUCCGCGGCAUUCCCACAUUUACAGUGUAAACGAGACGCCUGGACAACUGAACGAACGUUCAGAGUUGAAUUCUACCUACGGUUCUAUGGAAUGGUGGAAAAAUUUGGAAGCCUCUGGCAGCAAGUCCAGUAUUUCAAUGAGACGCAAUCUUAGCGCAGAGAUAGUUAAAGCCAAUAUAUUGCAAGUUUCGACGUCCGAAUCGGAGAAAGAAUCGAUGCAUGACUUAAGAAAGAAGAAAGUUUAUCUGAAGGCAACGAAUAGCAGAAAGAGCAUUAACAACGCUUUCUCAAAAGCACUGAAUGAAACCGAGACAACUAUUCCAUUAAAUUUACGGGGGAAACGAGUCAACUAUUCUGAGUUCCAUAGUGAUUUGGAUAAAGAUGUCUCACCUCAGAGAGAAAACUUGCAGGAGGACGAGGAGGACAGUAAUUUGAGCGCGACUGGGAAUAUUUUGAAAUUGAAGCCAACUAUUUCUAGAAGAACAAGACGAAACGCGAGUACAGAUGAUCAAAAUCCUUUUCAGGAUGUACUAACAGAGGGUGUUCUGAGUGGCAACGUCACGAGAAAAUCGAUCGCACUUCAAAAAGAAUCUUCGAGGCGUUCGAUGCAUGGAGAUAUUGAUACGAAUAAGGAUUGCAGUGGCGAUCAUGGGAAAUCUAUGAGAGCAUCUCAAGCAAUACCGCUAGAGAGUAUCAAUGCUAUCUCCUUGAAUUUGCCACCUCCAAAUGUCGAGGACGCAGCAUCUGAGGCCAACGUUGAGGUGAUCGUUCAAGACACCGAUGAGAGCACCGAGAUCGCUCCUAGUCAAUUUUUGAAGCGUAAAUUUGCCUUUGGACAACGCACACGGAGAAGCGUGGGAAAAAAUGCCUUCACGGAUGCUUUAGCCGACGAUAGCAGCUCGAGUUUGUCUGAUCUUAAUGAGAAACAGCGUAAAUCUACCUUUCUACAGCGCACACGAAAAAGCGUGGGAAAAAAUGCUUUCGCGGACGCUUUAGCCGACAAUAGUAGCUUGAAUUUGUCUGAUCUGAAUAAGGAAAAUGAUUUUAACGAAGCACCAUUAAUGUCACUCUCGCCACUCCGCCCUUCAAAAGAAUUAUCCAUCAAUAGAUCUAAAAAUAAUAUCACGCUCGAGAAAUCUCCAAUUCGUCAAAGUUCAAGAUUGUCUCUAAGUGCAGCUAAGAAGCAAUCAUUAAACAUACAAGACGUCAAAAAUAAUAUUGAAGCGGUCGAUUUGAGCAGCUCGUCCACAGAUAACAAAUCUCUCAGGAGAAAAAUUUUUGAAGCCGUAUCUUUGAAGCCAACAUCAAAAAUUUUAGAAAAUUCACGUAAGAGUCUAACUAAAGAGCCUAACCCGUUUGAGGAAAUACUUAGAAAAGAUGGUAAUAUUAGUACAAGAGAAAGUCACGUUUCAACUGAAGACAAUCAUGGUUCUCUCGAGCAAGACAGGUCUACGAUAAAGAUUAUCGAGGUACGUGGAGCUGUAAUGGAAGAAGAAAACUUGCAAUCAAAAGAGGAUGAAGUUGCAAACGAGGAAGAGUCUGAGGAAAUAUCCGUUACGUCGUUAAAUGUCGAGGAAAAUGUACCUAAGAAACUUAAUGUAUCAUUAGAACUCAGGGAUACACAACUGGCAAACAGCGAUCUCGCAAAUAUAUCUAAAUCAAGUUCUCGAAAGAGUAUAGUAGCUACAACGUCAGAAAAACAAGCUUCUUUCAGCCGCAAGUCCAUCAGAAAGAGUCCUUUGGAGGAACAUUCACAUACCAAUACAAUGCUAUCUGUUGGUAGGUCAAGUACCAAUAAGAUAAUAACACAUGCAAUUGUAAACGAUGAUGUACAUAAUGAUGUAGCUGUAGAACAAGAUUUAAGUACGCCCAAACGAGUGUCUAAAUUGAUCAAUCCUUUUAAUAAGGAACUUCGUGUUGUUUUAACGCGUAUCAGUUUAAGAAAUCGGCCUGAAACACCAAAACAAUCCGCGAGUAAAAAUACGCAGUUGCCUAAGCGAUCUCUAAACUGGAUCAACGAGGAAGAUGAUGAUGUAUCUGUAGACUCGGAAAUAAAUAUUGGCAGUGUCUCGGAAAUAAUAAGUUCUACAAGAAUUUCAAAAGUUAGUACAAACAAUAUAGAAAGGCACAAAAGCACUAUUACGCCAGCUGAAAUGGCUGAUGAUACAGAAGAACCUGCGAGGCAAACAAUUCAACCAAAUUCCACUUUGACGAGGGCUGAAACGAGCAAUAAAAUAGUAGAUCGGCAGAGCGUGCAGAUUUCAAACAGGACCAGUAUUAGAGAGAAUAGAGAAAUUGGACGUAAGGACAAAAGUUCGAGCAAAUCUCAAAACAGUCGCAUGUCGAUUAAACCGUCAACCAGCAAAGGUAUUUCUGUUAGUAAGGUAAAUUCAUCAUUGAAAAAGAUAGAUGAUUUCUUCAAGAUAAAACAAACUUCAAUAGCGAUGGACCAAUCGAGCCAAGACGCGCAGAGAUCGCAAGUCUUCGAAAAAAUGGAGAAGAUUAAGUCUAAAUUAGAGAGAAUAAAAUCUCGAGAGAUGGCCGCGAUGAAAAUAGCCAUAACGGAUGAGAAAAAAUCUACAUUACAAAUGAAAAAAUAUGCGAAAUCUGUAAUGCUUAAACAAACCACGAAAAAGAAGUUGCUUGCGAAGCCUAUGAAAGUAGUGGAUAAGGCAUUCUUAGUAAAUGGAAAAGUAUAUAGAGCACCGAGGCUUCCGCGUCCGAAACACUGGGUUACUGAUCGUUUCUACAAGUUUCUGUGGAAUCGUAUGGAGCCGAAGUACAAAUUGGCAGCAAGAGUAAAGUCCGAAAAAUUCGUACAGGAAUUGGCCAAAAUAGUCGCUAUCAUUGAACGUCGUAAAAAGUACGAAAGUUAUAAGACCGAAAUGGAUGCUUUGAUGAAGGAAAUGGCACGGUUAAAUAUUAUCAAUACUCGUAAUGAUUUUUAUCAUUUCUGUCAGGAUUUUCUGCCGUAUGAAUUCCGCGUUAAAGUCGUGCCUAUGCUAAUGCCCGGAAAUAAAAACAACAUUCCUUAUGAUCCAGAAAAGUUACAUGUUCCCAUACUCGAUACCGAGUGAAUGACAUUAAAGAUAUCAAUGCGAUAUAAUAUAUUAACUAUUUUUGAAGCUGUUUGUAAUGUUUAGAAUAACGUUGAGUGUACAUAUAUGUAAUUAUAAAAAUAUUAUAUAAUGUUACUAAUACACAUUACUGAUAAUAUAUUUUUGAUAAAUGCAAAUAAAAUGUAAAA